This is a messenger RNA of Amoebophrya sp. A25, 4377 nucleotides long. The record is from the annotation of a GenBank genome assembly. Lineage: Eukaryota; Dinophyceae; Syndiniales; Amoebophryaceae.
CAGGAAGAAACCUAGUAAAGAUUGACGUUUGUCAACUUCUUUUCAUACGGCAUCCUCUUCUUGCAUUAUCUUUGGUGCUUGCCAUCUUCUCACGAAUUCGUCCACACCAACUAGGACUCGCGUCUGUUUGAUGGCUUGACUAUAUACCCUUACAGCGUCAAGAACAAUAUAUUAAACACACUCAACUUAGAAGAUCAACAUCAAGGUCCCCAGAACACAAUGGUAGCUCUAGCCAGCAAGGCGAGCCUAGUCGUGCUCCGCUACGCUGCAGUGGUGUACUAUCUUUUGGGCGCAACGACAUCAAACUUGUUUGUGCUGGGGCGGGUAUUCACUGCAGCACAAGGUGCUGCUUCUUCUGAUGCCGUACUGGCGGGAUCUUCUUCUCAUGAAGGAACGGAAAUUAGUGCUGGAAAUUUUCAUGCCGUGGAUCAUUCGCCAGUAGAAACCGCAGCUUUUUGCUUGCCAGAAAGGAUAGCUCCUGUUGAAGGGAACGUCGAAAAAUCAUCUUCGUCUGCAGUUGUUGAAUCCACAGUUGUUAAAGAUGAUACCGAAGACGCAUUUUCCACAACGUCCAACGAAGCCGCAGCCCCCAUCAGGACUCUUGAUGAGGAAACACGCGGUAAAUUGUACGACUGUGAUGUCCAGCUGGUUGCCUAUCUCGAGACCGUGGAAACCGUGAAUUACACAAGUUUUGAUGAGCUUUUGGUUCGAUUUCAAGACUUGGAGCCGUACUUGCGCUGCUACCGAGAAAUUGAUCAGUACUACUACGGAGUUUAUCAGGAAAAUGUCGUACCCCGUACAGCCGAAGAGAUCCGCACGAGAUUGACAGACGCACUAAAUGCCGGAUCACCAGUAUGACAGGAAAAAGCGUACUUAACCUCAGAAGGCUAAGCAUGUUCUCAGCAGGAAACUAUGCCUCUUUUGGUGGGCAGUAUGAGUACACUUUUUUCUUUCAUGCCCAACAGAGUGGGACGAAAAAGCUAGAGAAAGAUUUAGAAAGGAGAUUGUGCCUGCGCCGAUCGAGAUGUAUACAGUGGAGGAUAUGGAUCGCAACUUGCGUAGCGGCCUUAGUGCCGCUCUCAAAGAGGACAAAACAACUGGUGGCCCUGCGAUGAAGUCUACUUCCUCAUCGUCGGGCGAUCUUGCAAAUGAACGGAAAAAAGUGGAUGCGUCAAAAGUAAAUGCGACGACGCGAGCGAGCAACUUCAUGAGGAGACUACUAGGUGGCGGUGGGUGUAAAAAGCGGUCCUUGAUGCCAGCGGGUGGUGAAGUCCUGUCUGAUUGUUCCCCCGUAGCUAAGAAGCCAAGGUUCUUGGAAGCCUCGUCUUCAAAGUCUUGGGAGAGCAGAGGAGGAGAUGGACCAGCGCGUGUUUCGAAGACGGUGAUCCUGGCCUUCCACCUGGAAGAUGGUACAUUACGUACAGGAGGAAUGAUGACCGAGAAGACGAAAAAUUUUAAGAAGUAGUUGCUUACUCAAUCGUCAGGGAAAUUCGUAGAUCUCGACAGAGGCUGAGGGAAGUGGUAAGUCCAACCCGAAUCGACUAGCAUCGUUAUCCAUUGCUCACUCAAUUAACCUACGACGCUGAUCACCAUCUGCAUUUUAGUUAAAUCUUGGGUGAAAAUAAAAGAGAAAAGUUCAACUUGGGGUUGGUGAUUUUGUUUCUUGCUUUUCUUCUCGCAGCGCUGUUGUCUCCGCUUGAAAGCUUACUGUCAUGGGUAUUCAUAGUAAAUCAGUCUUACUGAAUUGAAAUCUCAGGGAGCAUCCUCUAACUCAAUUGUCAAAGGCGAAAAACUGUAUGCGCGCUUCGAUCUGCAGUGCUCUGAGGCGGGUGACAAGAAAAAAAAUCCAAGCCUCAAACGCGACUACAGCGGUCUCCUCUGCAAGAGCGAGCUGUGGACGUUGGUGCACUUGUUGGAUGCGAUUGCUUCAGAGGUUCAAGUGACAACCAAUACUGGGGAGAAGGCAACUGGGAUGAUGAUUGAUGAUAUCUGGGUCACUUUUCGCCUAACGUCGUCGCCCCGGAAGUUCUUGCUGCCUGAGGAUGAGACGUUGGAGAAGAUAGCCAUACUGGAGGAUAUUCACAAGCUAUUCGAUUCUGCCAAGCUGAAUAUGGGGCUCAUGGUCCACGCCAAGAAAGAGAAGCUUGAAAGUCUCCCGCCACCUUUAGAUGUCUUGCCGAGGGCAUAUCCAUCUGUGGAACAAAAAAACUUGAUUCAUUUCAUUUACCCAUAUGACCUCUCCGGAAGUGGGGCGCAGGCGCGAAACUUGCCGCCUUUCGUUUACAUUCGCAACUCUAUUUUUAAGGGCAGAGAGCCAUAGCUCCAUAAGAAAUUUACGUAGAUACAACUAGUUUUCUUUCGUGAUAAUAUUUAUUGUUUGUGUCGCGCUUCGAAAACACAGACGUUAAAAAUAAAGUACCAUAAACGUGGACGAGACAGGCGGCUGACAGACACAACUCCGUUCGUGAUUUAUUGUGCGCUGAGUAACUAAACGCGAACGGCAUCGUGCUCAAUCUCCUUUUUCAUAAUUGUGGGAGAGCGGGCUUCCCGCUAUGUCAUGGACAGUGCGGUUGUCGGGACUUCUAUUUAAGGCUUAGACUUUUUUACGGGUCACUGAAAGUGGUCGCUGACUAAGCACACCGAAGAGGUCACUGAGAUCGAGCUGAGAACAGGGGAAAACAAGGUGCGAAAGUCGCCCUGAGACCGAUCUUGGGGGCUUGUCCUUUUAGCAUCAGUGACCAAUGACUUCCGCCCUUUAAUUUCUGUUUGACGGACUUGGAGACUUUCCUCCACACAUCCUCGGCUUCGAAGCAAAGGCGUACGACAUUAGUAGUCCUAGAACACUGAACAAGGAGCAGGUGCAGGAAAGGGAUGCCACUCGUGCGUUCCCUCUUGAUGAAUUUGAAGAGGAACAAGCGCGGCAGAAGAGUACCACGACCAUGCAAGAGCAGGAAGAUGCCGCUAUGCAACAACAACAAGUGGCCACUGUUUAUCCCCCUUUUCACCAUUUCGCCAGCGGAGUGAGGAAGGAAUCGGACCCGAAAUGUUCUGUCAUUUUUCCCGAGUGGCGGCCGUUUGGUUAUGAUUGUUGAUUCUGGAAAGAUUGAGGGACAGGAAUCAAAAAAAUAGAUUUGCGGUCGUGAAACGGGCAGCGGUGCGCAGUCAGUUGUAAUAUACUUAAAUAGCGCCAGCACAUACUAUACUCAAAUGAGGCAGGCUAGAUUGGCUGGUAGAAAGCACCAGGAAAAUCUUAGGCAGGCUGCCGAAUAGAUUCAAAUCAGCAAGGCCAGCACAUAGAGAAACUCGCCGGCUAAGCUUCUCUCGUAUUAGGCUAGGUCCUCCAACCAAUAUACUUAACGAAGUCCCGCUUACUUCAUCUGCGGAGUGGCUAAAUAAGUACAGCUACUAUUCCUAGUUUAAUACAACUUCAUCCACGACUGGGGCAGGAAGACUCUAGAAUGCCCUUCUUAUCCGCAAUUGUCCACCAUAGCUCUAUGUAUUCUAAUCGAUGCACAUGCUCAACAGCGCGAAAAAUUGGAAUCAGUUCGCUGCCACUGAGGUGUGCUGCCGAGAAGCGGAGCGGUGCGCAUCGGAACACGAGAAGCAAAUACUUAGAGGAGUCAAAGAGCUUAAGUUACGACUGCAGUCGUACCAUUUUUGUAGAUCUUUUUACAAUUGAUGAGGGUAUUGCUCCAACCAAGUCUGCAUAAGAAAGUCUAUGAGUAUUUGAACUGAGUAGUUAAGCAUACCCGCACCGAGUGGACUACCAAGCAAGUAUACUUGAAUUACUGAGAAGUUGCAAGUAUCUUGAAACUUGAACUGAAACAUUUCGGAGAGCUCUCUUAAAGGUCUUCUCUAAUCAAGCGGCAAACUCUGUCCGGCGUGGAUGAAGUAGCGGUCGUUCCGUACAAGGUGCGCAGAUCUCCGAGGAGCACGUGAGAUUUGGGCUACUUCUAUUUCGGCCUCAACACGCUAUACCAUUUGUGGCCUUAGCACUUGUUUUCUUGUCACUGGGCUAGUGCACUUCUCUAAAAACCGUUGCGAUUUCUAACUCAUGACGUUUCUAGGAGAUUUGAUGAUUAACACUGAGCUUGCACUGCAUGCUCUGCUCUUUCUGUCAAAAAAUGCGCGUUUCUUUUCCUACUUGGGCUGUACUAGUCGCAUUGUCUGUAUGCGUGAAUUUGCAAAACCGGUACUGGGUAAGGCAAUGGUGUUGACAUCACCACUGUUCUGAUAGUGAUAAAACUUGCAUGCUCUUGCUGUGAGCGUUUCGCUUGUUUGUUGCGAUUCGCAGUAGGAGCAACGCUGACGAUUAUGUGCUUCAAAAUUUUAUUCCUAUUCUUUUGAGUUGAUUCAGAUCAUCAAGAUCAAUCUCAG